This is a messenger RNA of Chroicocephalus ridibundus (black-headed gull), 1059 nucleotides long. RefSeq lists its product as uncharacterized. The coding region runs from base 1 to 1023 and encodes 340 amino acids. NCBI's taxonomy places the organism in Eukaryota, Metazoa, Chordata, Aves, Charadriiformes, Laridae. The record is from RefSeq and is a predicted model, not a curated record. The transcript has 3 exons.
AUGCGCGGCGCCGUCCCGUCCCGCCCGGCGGCAAAACACAACGGGCGGGGCGGGGCGGGGCGGGGGGGAGAGGAGUCACCGCAGCCCGGCCUCGGCCCCCUCGCCCCCGCCGCAGCCCCCUCGGCCUCGCCGCAACCGUGGCUGCUGGAACAGUGUUUCCUUCCAAAGCCAAGCUGUUGUGACCAAAGCCUGGCCUUGCUCCGUGUCAUCGUCUCCACUCCAGAUCAUCUUCAUGGUGUUUUACUUUUGCACAGUCCUUUGUCGCCUGUGCUGAACAGCCCUGGAAGUACCUUAGCCAGAUGGCUCCACUUUGCUAAACAUUCCUGUCUUCCUUGUGAGCGCGAAACGACGACUGUGCAGCUGCAGAGAAAUGUGGUCUUUGGCCUUUCUCCCCUUGCGGUGCCUCUCUGGCAGGAGGGGAGGGCUUGGAAGGUGGAGGAGAGAGGAGGAAGAGGGAAUGUGUUCCUUUACUGCCGGCUUUUAAGACACCAAGCAGGAAAAGAUGAAAUCACCCCAGCUGCCCUCCCCUUUGGUGCAAAACCCCAGCAUCUGUGUUGUCUGAGACACAGAGCUACACUGAGAUGCGAGGAGAGGAGGAGAAAAGCUUUUCUUGUCUCCUUCCCUGUUUUUUUUUUAAUCUUGAAAUCCACCCCAGAGUGGAGCUUCGGGUCCUGCACAUUCCUUAACAGCCACGCUGCCUGCCUGACCAGGGUGGGCUCUUGUGAAAAUACCACGCCUAGGGAAAGCCACUGGGAUCAAAACUCACUGCUCCGUCUCCUCUCUCCUCCACCCCAUUUUUUGGGUGGGCUCGUGUCAUCUGCGUCUCCCUCCUUGUUCCCUCAGUGCUGCAAGCAGUGGGUGACACUGGCAGGAACCUGUGACCCGGCACCUUUGAGGGAGGAUGCACAGGAGAAAGGGAACAGUGCAGGACAGGGAAAUUCAGGGAUUCUUACUUCAGCGGAGGGCUGCUGUCAGAGUCCAACUGUGAUCGUGCAGAGCACUAUCAUCAUAAAAUACUUUUAAUAAAUACUAAGCAUUUUCAAUACCUUUCCUGCCCUC